Messenger RNA from Onychostoma macrolepis, 6823 nucleotides. RefSeq names its product glutamate receptor, ionotropic, N-methyl D-aspartate 2Cb (gene grin2cb). Gene Ontology annotation, biological process: excitatory postsynaptic potential; synaptic transmission, glutamatergic; long-term synaptic potentiation. Lineage: Eukaryota; Metazoa; Chordata; Actinopteri; Cypriniformes; Cyprinidae. Gene Ontology annotation, molecular function: transmitter-gated monoatomic ion channel activity involved in regulation of postsynaptic membrane potential; NMDA glutamate receptor activity. The transcript has 17 exons. Gene Ontology annotation, cellular component: NMDA selective glutamate receptor complex; plasma membrane; postsynaptic membrane. Bases 605 to 4591 code for a protein of 1328 amino acids. The record is from RefSeq and is a predicted model, not a curated record.
GAUACAUUGGAUAUAACUUUCCACGGACAAGGCAGGAAUGGGCCUCCAAACGAAGUACUGCUGUCAUACACUGUCAGAAAACAUUAUGCAUCAGCCAACACUACAAGAACUCCAAACUUUUCAGAAUCCGGACUAAAUCAGAAACCGACACCUGCGGAUAUAAAAGAUUCUGAAAUAAGCAACACAUUUCGACUAACUGAGAAGCGUCUUCAUGGACUUCCUCCUCAAAAUCAGCAAACUACAACUCCAGAGACGGAAAAGGUUGGGGAACUAGGUUGGUCGUGAUGGAGCGGGCGGAGGCUACGGAUGAGCAGUUUGAUUGAAGAUGAAGGUUUGACCCUCUUUGCCAGGAAGAGCGAGAGAGAGCGAGAGCGAGAGAAAUGCCAUCACCACAGCAGGGUCUUCAGCUGCCACACAAGUAGACUCACACAAGUGUUGAGAGAAGGAGAGAGACAGUGCGAAAGAUAGAAAAGGCCAUAAGGAGGUGAGAGGAAGCAAAGGCGAGAAGAGGAAACAAGAGGAGGCGGAGACGCACAGCUGAAGAAUGUACAGCUUGGGGUCGGGCUCGGAUGCAUCCAGCCGGCACAGGCUUUAGGAGGCUGAAAUGGCCACUCCUCAAGGGUGUUGGGGUCCCUCUCUUCAACUCCUCCUCUUCUUUCAUCUGUUACUCAAUGUAGUGCCUCCCUGCCGGGGACGUCCAUUCUUCGGCCCUCCUUCGGUCAACGUGGCUGUGGUUUUCAGUGGUUUGGCCCACCACAGUGAGAUCAAGGGCCGUCUGAGUCCAGAAAACUUCCUCGACAUGCCCCUGCAAGUGAACCCCAUCACCGUGCUGGUGAAUGACACUAACCCCAGGGCUUUACUCACACGUCUCUGUCAGACUAUGGCAGCAGAGAGCCUCCACGGAGUGGUGUUUGAAGAUGACGUGGACUCAGAAGCUGUGGCACAAAUCUUAGACUUUAUCUCCUCUCAGACGUCCAUCCCCAUCAUAGGCAUCAGUGGAGGUUCUGCAGUAGUCAUUCCACAUAAAGCUGAAGGCUCUACCUUUCUCCAGAUGGGAGCUUCUAUAGAGCAGCAGAUAAAUGCAAUGUUCAAAGUGAUGGAGGAGUACAACUGGGGUAACUUUGUAGUGAUCACCAGCUUAUAUCCCGGCUAUGAGACCUUCGUGGACUACAUCCGCUCCUUCACAGACACCAGCUACUUCCUGUGGGAGCUGCAGGAUGUGCUGAGCUUUGAGAUGUCCGUGGGGGCCAAUGACAUCCGCACACGAAGACUACUUCAGCAGGUGGACUCGCAGGUAUAUCUAGUGUACUGUUCCCACGAGGAGGCACAGUACUUGUUCAGGAUGGCUUCUGAUGUGGGGCUGCUAGGGCCCGGAUACAUCUGGGUAAUCCCCAGUCUGGCUGUGGGGAACCCUGAAGUGUCCCCUCCUGACAGUUUCCCAGUGGGUGUCAUCAGUAUUAUCACAGACCGCUGGAAGAAAACACUGCGGCAGAGGGUUCGGGAAGGAGUCGCAGUCAUAGUAAAAGGGGUGCACAGCUUUCAUAAGAACAGAGGAUUCAUUCCCGAGGGUCACAGUGACUGCAAUAGUCCUGUCAAAUCGUACACCAACAAUUCUCUCUUCAGGCAUAUGCUAAAUGUGUCAUGGGAGUAUAAGGACCUCUCCUUCAACGCUGAUGGCUAUCUCACCAAUCCUUCCAUGGUGAUCAUUGCUUUGGAUCGAGAGAGACUCUGGGACAAGGUAGGAAACUGCGAGGGAGGGAUUCUGCAGAUGCGAUACCCUGUAUGGCCCCGUUUCGGCAGCUUCCUGGAGCCCGUGUCUGACAACCGCCACCUGACUGUGGCCACGCUGGAGGAGAGGCCUUUUGUCAUCGUGGAGAGUGUUGAUCCUGCCACAGGCACUUGUGUGCGCAAUACUGUGCCGUGUCGUCGGCAGUCCAACAGGACUGAAAGUAUAACAGGUCACACUGAGCCUUACACCAAACUCUGCUGCAAAGGUUUCUGCAUAGACAUCCUAAAGAAGCUCUCACGCACCAUCAAGUUUUCAUACGACCUUUAUCUGGUCACAAAUGGGAAACAUGGCAAGAUGGUCCGUGGCAUCUGGAAUGGGAUGAUUGGAGAGGUCUUCUACAAGCGUGCAGAUAUGGCAAUUGGCUCGCUUACCAUCAAUGAGGAGCGGUCAGAGAUUGUUGACUUUUCAGUGCCAUUCGUGGAGACUGGAAUUAGUGUUAUGGUGGCCAGAAGCAAUGGAACAGUCUCACCUUCUGCCUUCCUGGAGCCUUACAGUCCAGCCGUGUGGGUUAUGAUGUUCGUAAUGUGCCUGACUGUUGUGGCAGUCACCGUGUUCGUGUUUGAGUACUUCAGCCCUGUUGGCUACAACCGGAGCCUUGUCAGUGCCAAAGCCCCUGGGGGUCCAACCUUCACCAUUGGGAAGUCUGUCUGGCUCCUGUGGGGAAUCGUCUUCAACAACUCUGUUCCUAUUGAAAACCCCAAAGGCACGACCAGCAAAAUUAUGGUCCUGGUCUGGGCUUUUUUUGCUGUCAUCUUCCUCGCCAGCUACACAGCCAAUUUAGCUGCCUUCAUGAUCCAAGAGCAGUACAUUGACACUGUGUCUGGACUUAGUGACAAAAAGUUUCAAAAACCCCAGGAACAUUAUCCUCCUUUUCGCUUCGGGACAGUCCCAAACGGCAGCACAGAGAGGAACAUUCGAAGCAAUUACCCUGACAUGCACACCCACAUGAUAAAAUACAACCAGAAGGGAGUGGAAGAAGCUCUCAACAGCCUUAAGACAGGGAAGUUGGACGCCUUCAUAUAUGAUGCAGCAGUUCUUAAUUAUAUGGCUGGCAAGGAUGAGGGCUGCAAGCUGGUCACCAUUGGUAGUGGAAAGGUGUUUGCUACCACAGGCUACGGCAUUGCUCUGCAGAAGGACUCCCGCUGGAAGCGCCCCAUAGACCUGGCUCUCCUCCAGUUCCUGGGAGAUGGGGACACACAGAGACUGGAGACAGUAUGGCUGUCUGGAAUAUGCCAGAAUGAGAAAAACGAGGUCAUGAGCUCCAAACUAGACAUAGACAACAUGGCAGGUGUCUUCUACAUGUUGCUCGUGGCCAUGGGCCUCAGCCUGCUGGUCUUUGCUUGGGAACAUUUACUUUACUGGAAACUGAGGCACUCUGUCCGCAAGUCUGAUCACUUAGACUUCCUGCUGGCCAUUAGCAGGGGCAUAUACAGCUGCUUUAAUGGCGUCGAAGAUAUUGGCAGAUCUACCAGCAUACAGAAUCCAGAUAUCACGGCCAAUUACGCCCAGGCCAACAUGCUGAAAAUGCUGCAGACAGCCAAGGACAUUGUCUCCUCAGCCAAAGUGGAAAACUCAUUGGAUAACGCCACCAAGACCAUUGAGAACUGGAGUCGACACAGCGGCAGCCUGCCAGCACGUAUCCCAUUGGUGACAACGACUGAAAAAGUUCCUGGUCACUUCUCUUACAUUUCUAAUGUCACAGAGAACCACAUACCUCACAUGCAGCGUUCCAUAACUCCACCUUUCACGCAACACACCAAAACCACUAGCCCACCUCCAAUGAUAAACCACAGAGUCUUAACACGGCCCACUCCACUUCGCUACACACUUCCCGCCAGGACUAGGGGUCUCUAUGACGGUAUGCUUCCUGUAUCCAGUCUGAGCACACCUCAUCUAGCCAUGCAUGAUCCUCCAUCCGACCUGGUCCGUCCUGGUUCUUCCUUUGUUCCAUAUAGAGACAUCUACACUGAACACCACAAGCCUUGUCACAGCGACUUCUCAGAUGCCGUCAGGCGGAAAAAGAGACCCCAGAAUCUCUUGGUGGAGUCCAUGGAUCUGAGGGGGCUUCACGAUUAUAAAAACCAAUCAACAUGUCAUAACGAAGCAAACAGUUUUGCUGAAAACCACCUAUCCUCAUCCUUCAACGAAAAUCCUUUUGCAGCUGCGGACACAGCUUGUAAUUCCUGUGUCAAAACGUACUUUAACCCCACAUUCGAUAACAUACCUCUGAUAGGGAAAAGGAAGCUCCAUCGCAGACCUUCGUUCCUGAAAGCCACUUGGGGUCCCGACAGAGUUCGGUUCCCAGGUGACAGACCCACUGCCGCAGCCUCCCCACAUGUAACUAUACCCGACCUAUUCCCUUGUGUGGACGUACACGGACGGGUAAGGAACACCCUGUGUUACACCCAGCCGAUGGAUCACAACUACCUUCAUGCCUUCCGGCGAAACUCCAGGAAAAGUCAGAAGCUCAGACACAGCCAGUCCACAAGGCUUCCCUCCUACAAAGAAGCGAUUUUCCACAACGUGGCAGCUGUCAGAAGGGCGUCCAGUUUGGUACAUAGACCCUACUCCUACCCAGAGCUGCCAGUCUACCAGAGCCCACUGUCAUAUGGACCUGCUGAAUUAUGCAACAUCUUCCCAUGCAUGGGACAUCCCAGUGACAGUGUAUAUGGAGGGUAUAGGGCACCCACACACCUACAGAAUGAUCAUCUAGUGCCUGUUCCAGGCAGCAGGGUGGUUCAUAGCAGCCCUAUUGUGCCCAUGACAUGGGGCAGAAUUUCCAGUCUGGAAUCAGAGGUUUGAACUUCUCCUUCCAUGUGCCAAUUAUAAACUAUUUGGCCUACGAGCUUCUAAUGACCAAUAAAAUGACUUCGCCUUUGACUUGAGCAGAAACACAAACCAUGUUACUGGUUUUCGUUUGUUUUUGUUAUUUAAUUAUUUAUUUUAUUUAAAAUUCAUUUUAAAUUUUAUUUUUUAAAGUGCAAUAAUGUAAUAAUUGAAGGAAGUAUUUAAGGAAAUAGUCAAAUCCAUUCUAAAUUUUGAAUGGAUGAAUGAAUGGACAUGUAGAACUGUAAAUGAUUAGAUCUUAUCUCCUUAGUCCGCAAAAUGCAAUAUAUUGCUAUAUGUACUGGACUGGAUGAAAGAUUUUUUCUUCAAAGAUUGUAGUAGAGUCACUAAACUAUAUGAAGUGUUCAUUUUGAAGUACAUUUGGUAUUAUACACUAUGUAAUUCUCUGUGAUACUGAAUUUUGUAAACACUUUAGACAUAGUGUCCGAUAUUUUUUAUUUUAACAGCAGGGCUAUAUAAGUGGAUUUUUUCAGGCUCUAACGUUCCCUUUCUGUCUCUCGUUCAAUGUCCAAUCUCCUCUCGCUCUCUCUCUCUCUCUGCUGUGAGUGGGCUUUUGAAGAAGAGCAAAUUGAAUGGUACUCUAAUAUUAGCAUCAUCAAGGAUCUUCACACUUUAAUAAAUCACAAAGGACCAUCAGUUAGUCCUUUGUAACUGCUGUCUUCUUUAGAUGGCUGACGGAUAUAACUCUUUGAACACUGCCUUUUAUAUGCAGAGCCAUGGCGUAUUUUUAACAGGGAUUGGCUGUUUGCAGUUGUGACACGACGGAAAGACACAUUACUUUAAUAAUAUCCAAAAAAAAAAAAAAAAAAAUUCUGCUGCCUGCCACCCAUAAGAUCAGGUUUAGGGCAGUUUCGCUGUUGGCGUUGGACAACUGCUAUCAAGUCUGUUUGACCUGCAUACUGAACCUCACAUACCCACGAGGAAAUCUGUCUGUGCCUCAAAAUAAACUUGCGAUGCUCCAGAGUGUGAAAGGAUGAGAGCGAGAGAAGGAUGGUGCAACGGAUGGAAAAGAAGAGAAACAACAAGGAAAUGAGAAACCACACUUCCUUCAGUUGGGAUUUAAGCUACAAUAUCUGAAUGUUUAUGAGCUCAUGAGGCUCAUUUGAGGUUGUCAUAAGAGUCUCAUUAAAGCAACUCUGUGGAGUGAUUAUACAGGAGGACGUGUUACCAAAAAGUGUCCUUUACUCUAGGAUUUCAUUAUGUCGGCUGUCUCCACCGCACGGCGUUCUUGCAAUGCGCAAGGUGACCUAGGCUGGGGUAAUUAUGCUGUAAGGCUUUUGUUAUCUCCUGAUAAGAAGCCUUCUUUUCAAGCGGCGAGUGAGGAGCAUUUGAGAAUCUAAACAUCGAGAAACUUUACAUUUUUUCAUCACGAGCUUUUCUUUGUUAUUGCCGUAUUACAGUUCAUAGUGCGGCAGCAGUGAUUUAAUCUUCAAUACUGCCAGCGUGCACAGAUAGAUUUAUGUACCGCAGGAUAAUUGUACUUCUUUCAUAAUGUUUCUGCCAGUUCUGUGACAUCAAAAAAGAGGCCUGCUGCAGAACGACACACAUUUCAUUUUCAUAAAAAAGGAGAGGCAGGCUACAGCCAUCAUCAUCAUCAUCAUCCAAGCAAAGUCUUAUUUCUCUGUGUUCCUGAAAAGCAUAUUAUUGAAUGAUCUUGCGAGUUGAUAAAUGAUUCAAUACAUGCAUAUAAAAACAUCAAGGGAGGCUAGGGAUCGUCCUCUGGUAGAAAUAAGCAGCAAUAUAUCAACGCCACAGGUAGCUGUGGUGAAAAAUGAAAUGCAUUUAAAAGUCAAGGGGGCUUGGUCUCAUCCAGCCAUGAAAAAGAUGCAAUGGAAUGACUAGGCAGACGCAUGUUUUCGAAACAUUAAUAAUUCACAUGUUCAUUUGAAUGUGUUUGAUCAUUUUAAAGAUUUGUUUGCCAUUCAGCCCUCUUGGAAUCACCCUGGGCAUCUUUUUCCACUCAAGUGAUAAUAAGAGUAGUAUUUUUAUGAUUUUUAUGAUAUUAUGAAAAUUCUUCACUUCACAAAUCGUCAUGUAACAGAUUAAAGAAAUAGUUCACCCAAAAUGAAAAUAUGCUGAAAAUGUACUCACUCUCAGGUCAUCCAAGAAGAUUGAUACUUGAUGUUUCUUCAUUGGAACAGAUUUGGAGAAAUUUAGCAUGAAAUAAUUUGCUCACCAAUGGAUCCU